This is a messenger RNA of Peromyscus leucopus (white-footed mouse), 2437 nucleotides long. It is a transcript of the gene Rad52, whose product is annotated as RAD52 homolog, DNA repair protein. Lineage: Eukaryota; Metazoa; Chordata; Mammalia; Rodentia; Cricetidae. Gene Ontology annotation, cellular component: nucleus. The record is from RefSeq and is a predicted model, not a curated record. The coding region runs from base 952 to 2340 and encodes 462 amino acids. The transcript has 11 exons. Gene Ontology annotation, biological process: double-strand break repair via single-strand annealing; mitotic recombination; double-strand break repair via homologous recombination.
UUGCAUCCCACCUGCACCCCACCCGCACCCCUCCUGUACCCCCAGUACUGAGAAUUGAAUGCAUCUCUGCUCAUGCUGCCUAAACAAUGCCUCUCUAUUUACCUUGUGUUUGUUUGAGACAGGGUUUCAUGUAGCUCAGGCUAGCUUCAAACUCAUCAUGUAGCUGAGGCUAGUAUUGUACUCCUGAUCCUUGUGCCUUCACUUCCUGAGUGCUGCACUGUUGUGCCCGAUAUCUGUGGUGCUGGGGAUCAAACCCCACUUUGUGACGGUAGGCACUCUACCUCCUGAGCGCUGUUUACCUUCGUCCAUCAUCCUGUUCUUAUUCACAGCUAGUAAGCACUCUCCUCCGGACUCACUGUUCAUGGAAUUCAAUGUGCUGUGUGGUUCUAGGCACUCACUGCCUGUGAGGAGACAGCUGUGUAUCUUAGGAACAGGGAUAUUUAAACACCACCUCCUGGCAGCCAGCGAUGAGGCUGCUCCCUGUGGCCAGAGUUUGGCACGCACUCUAGCUUGCUAUGCAAGAUAGGUACUAAUCCAAAAAUGCUCUCACAUACAGAGGUGCAGAUGUUGUUGGCGUUCGGAAACGAGUUCAGGGUGUGUACCACUGUGGUAAGAGCUGAGGGAGGCAGAGAGAGCAUGGGUAGUGCAUGUUGUUCUAUCCUGAACCUAGAGCUUGAAAUCCAAGGGUACUCUCAGACUUUCUGGAAGUGGGAUUCGGGAAGCGGGAGUGGGGGAAACAGGAGGGGAGAGAGAUGACGUCACUUCAGCGCUGCUGUUCUUGCUUGCCCACCUUUAGAGCUCUGGCUGAUGGUGUGACCUCCAUCCAGCAAGUGUUUCCCGGGAGGAGGAUGUGUAAUAGGAUUGUGUGACAGGAUAGUCCAUCGGGGAAGGAAGAAUAACAAUAUUCUCCAUCCCAUCUCCAGCUUCCGUUUCCUUGGAGAAAGAGUUAACAUGGCCGGAGCCGAGGAGGCGGUCGACGGAGGUGGUGACAAGCGUCCUCCCUUUGCUGGUGGGAAGUCUGUGCUGUGCUUCGGGCAGAACCAGUACACAGCAGAAGAGUACCAGGCUAUCCAGAGGGCUCUGAGGCAGAGGCUGGGCCCGGAGUACAUCAGCAGCCGCAUGGCUGGAGGAGGCCAGAAGGUGUGUUAUAUUGAAGGUCAUCGGGUAAUUAACCUGGCCAAUGAGAUGUUUGGUUACAAUGGCUGGGCGCACUCCAUCACCCAGCAGAAUGUGGAUUUUGUUGAUCUCAACAAUGGCAAAUUCUACGUGGGAGUCUGUGCAUUUGUAAGGGUGCAGUUAAAGGACGGUUCCUAUCAUGAGGACGUGGGUUAUGGAGUUAGUGAGGGCCUCAGGUCAAAGGCCUUGUCGCUGGAGAAGGCCCGGAAGGAGGCUGUGACGGACGGGCUGAAACGGGCACUCAGGAGUUUUGGUAAUGCACUUGGAAACUGCAUUCUGGACAAAGACUACCUGAGGUCACUAAAUAAGCUUCCACGACAGCUCCCUCUUGAAGUGGAUUUAACUAAAGCAAAGAGAGAAGAUUUUGAACCAUCUGUGGAACAGGCAAGAUAUAACAGCUGCCGACAGAAGGAAGCACCGGGACCCCCAAAAGCACAAGAAGCAACUUCCCCUUGCAGACCAAGCCACCCACUCGACUCAGACAUUAGGCUGCAGGGGGCUAAAGACUGCAGCAGCUCCUGGUACUGGACUCAGGUUCCCUCCCUUUCCUCUGCCGCUCCUUCUAGUGUGGCUUUGGUCGCUUCCACUCCUGCCUCUGAAACCAGCAGUGGUUGUUUGUGUGCUUCCUCAAGCCGGGUCCAUUGUGGUUACCUUGGUUUGCAGCAGCAGCAGUCUGGCCGCCACCGUGGAGAGGGAUGCUGUUCACCAGCGGAAGCUCCGGAAGCUCCGGCAGAAGCAGCUGCAGCAGCAGUUCCGGCAGCAGAUGGGGUUGCCCCUGCCGGGCCACACACCUGCCGCAGAGCUGUGCUUCCAGCCCCUCCUCCGGAACACAGGACCCCCCAAUCUGCUGCCUCAGAACUCCUCAGGGAGAGAGCCGCCUGCCCAGCUAACCCUGAAGACAACCUUGAAAUGUGGGACCUGACUCCAGAUUUAGAGGACAUCAUUAAGCCCUUGUCUAGAUCAGAACCACCCCAAACCUCUGCCACCGGAGCCCUUAACAACCAGGAGGUGAUCCAGGAUGGCGUCCUUUGCCACCAGAUGCCACCAGAAAAACCUGGAGCCGGGCACCUGCAGACCAGCAGCACUCACCAGCAUGUACUAGGACACUCUGACUCUCAUAGGAAGAGCCAGGACCCGAAGAAAAGGAAACUUGAUCCAUCCUGAAGCUGGAAUCUGUCAUGAGAAGUUUGGAAAACUGCAGUUUGGUUACAAAAUUGUUCCCAAGGCUUUAUACCUUGUUUUAUUCUGAACUCAUUAGAGG